Messenger RNA from Zerene cesonia (dogface butterfly), 952 nucleotides. RefSeq names its product proteasome subunit alpha type-4 (gene Prosalpha3). The record is from RefSeq and is a predicted model, not a curated record. The transcript is spliced from 6 exons. Gene Ontology annotation, cellular component: cytosol; nucleus; proteasome core complex, alpha-subunit complex. Lineage: Eukaryota; Metazoa; Arthropoda; Insecta; Lepidoptera; Pieridae. Gene Ontology annotation, biological process: ubiquitin-dependent protein catabolic process. The coding region runs from base 138 to 911 and encodes 257 amino acids.
CUGUCAUGCAUAAAUGUCUUCUGUCACCGUCCGGCAUAAUUCUGCAGAAGCUGUUUUCAAAACUGUUAACAAAGCGAUAAUAGUUUAGAAUACACAUAAUUGUUGAUAUAAAUUGUUAAUAUCUCCAGAAUAUCAAAAUGGCUCGCCGUUAUGAUACUCGUACAACCAUAUUCUCGCCGGAAGGGCGUCUAUAUCAAGUCGAAUAUGCCAUGGAAGCUAUCAGCCAUGCCGGAACGUCCCUUGGCAUCUUGGCAACAGAUGGAAUAUUAUUAGCAGCUGAAAGGAGAAACACCAAUAAACUCCUUGAUGAGGUUUUUUUCUCUGAGAAAAUCUACAAACUUAACGAUGAUAUGGUGUGCUCAGUUGCUGGUAUUACAUCUGAUGCAAAUGUGUUGACAAAUGAACUGAGGUUAAUAGCCCAGAGGUAUCUCCUGCAGUAUGGUGAAUCCAUACCUUGUGAGCAGUUGGUUUCCUGGUUGUGUGAUGUGAAACAAGCUUACACACAAUAUGGAGGUAAAAGACCUUUUGGUGUGUCAAUUCUCUAUAUGGGUUGGGAUAAGCAUUAUGGCUAUCAGCUUUACCAGUCAGACCCUAGCGGCAAUUAUGGUGGAUGGAAAGCCACCUGUAUUGGCAACAACAGUGCCGCUGCUGUGUCAAGUCUUAAGCAGGAGUAUAAAGAAAAUGAAACCACUUUAGCAGAAGCCCAAGCGCUUGCAAUCAAAGUUCUAAGCAAGACAUUGGACAUGACCAAGUUGACUCCUGAAAAAGUUGAAAUGGCGACUUUAACAAGAAAAGACGACAAAACCAUAAUCAGAGUGUUAACCAGCACUGAGGUGGAAAAACUUAUAGCAGAUUUUGAAAAGAGUGAGGCUGAAGCUGAAGCCGCUAAGAAACAACCCCCUAAAUCGUAAUUUUUUUUAUAUCUUUUGGCACAAUAAAAAUGUAACGUUUU